GGAGUCAACCACGAUUGGCGAGGAUGGAUUCACCUGUGUAUCCUUACUCCCAACUUAUCUACUCAUCAUCAUCCGCAUUCAUUGCAGUAUCUGGGCCACACAUACAGAUAAUAGACCCUUCGACGGGUAAAGUUCUAUCUUCAUCAACAAACUUUGCUCCUGACGAGCAGAAGACAUUGUUGAGUUCUGGACCGAUAAGAUGUGCUGCACUGAAUAGCGGAAAAAUUCAUCUUGCGACUGUAGGAGACGACAAAACACUCAGAGUCUGGAACGUAGGAAAUGGAGAUCUUAAGGUCGCCAGUGAAAGAGAAUUGCCUAAAAAACCUACUUGCGUUGCCUUCACGGCCAACGGUCAGACAAUAUUGGUGUCGGAUAAAUUUGGCGACAUUUUCAGCUAUCCGCUCGAUCCUCCCUUUGUCUCAAAAGUUGAAAACCCGAAACGCGAUCGGACUUCCCUCAUCUCCCACCCUUCUGCUUCAAACGGAACCCUGAUCCUUGGCCACACAUCUCUCCUUACUACCUUUUUACUCUCUUCCGAUGAGAAGUACAUCAUCACAGCAGACAGAGACGAGCAUAUCCGCGUCAGUUGGCACCCACAAGGAUACUGUAUUGAAACCUUUUGUCUAGGAUCUACUAAAUUCGUUUCCGCGCUUCACGUACCAAAGUAUGAUCCUUCCGUUCUGAUAUCAGGCGGUGGGGACGCCGAGCUCAAAGUGUGGGAUUGGUUGUCCGGCCAAUGGAAGUGUGACAUCCCGAUCUGGAACUCUGUCAAGGAUUAUAUCAUGGUAAAAACCAAGCCUUAUCAGAAGGGCAGAAAACCAGAUGACGACGAUGACAAGCGACAGUCUCCAGAAUUAAACAAGCGCAGGAAAAAAAGCGGCAGAAGCAGGGCAGGAGACAAGGAGGCAGAAGUCGUAGAUAUGGAUGUAGAUGCCUCGCAAGUCAACGGCGAGGCUCAGAUUCUGGAGGAAGAGGCUCCAACCGUCGCUGAAGAAGCCACCGUGUUAGUUGUGCAGAAGAUCGAUUCAAUAGCGUGGGGGGACAAGACAUACGUUUUGUUCGGCAUUGUUGGCGGCACAGCCGUUUUCGUCACGCAGUUCCCAACAGAUGGAUUGGCACAUGAAAUUCAUGCGUAUAAUGUUGAUAAACCGGUUUUGGACUUUAUUCUAGCCUCUGAAGAAGGAACAGCCGCGCCUAUCGUAUGGAUUUCUGUUGAUAGUGCAUGUUCUGGCUCGGAUACGCCCAUAACUUUCGUUUCACUGGCUCAAAUUACAAUGGGAGGAGGGCUAUCCGCGGUUCCAGAAGAUGCCUUACCUGUCCCUCAGAAGCAGAUUCUGUCAACACUAAAUUCCUCUCUGAUAUCAGCCUCGAUGAAGGAGUUCGACAGGUUAGAUCUCUAUGGUGCCCUGAAAUCCAUGCCCAAAAACACUGGUGUUGAGUAUAAUCCCAUGCAUCGCCCAGAUCUCGACGAAGCAAGUGCCAGUGGUAACCAAGCUAGAGGGAAGAAGGAACUAGGUAAAUUGAAGAGCAAACGGGCAGUGAUGGAGAAGCAAAGACAAGGGGAGGGUGAAGAUUUGAAAACACCUGAAAACUUGUGAAAACUGGUACUGAAUAAAAUUUGAAGAACCAAAAUGUAGGAAGUCAUUUGGCCAGUUAAUUGGGCAAGAUUGUGGCGUUUGAAUACACACUUCAGAGAAAAUUUGGAGAGCUACAGAUUG
This is a messenger RNA of Guyanagaster necrorhizus, 1718 nucleotides long. Its product is annotated as WD40 repeat-like protein. The transcript has 8 exons. The coding region runs from base 24 to 1598 and encodes 524 amino acids. The record is from RefSeq and is a predicted model, not a curated record. Lineage: Eukaryota; Fungi; Basidiomycota; Agaricomycetes; Agaricales; Physalacriaceae. Gene Ontology annotation, biological process: tRNA modification; RNA (guanine-N7)-methylation. Gene Ontology annotation, molecular function: protein binding. Gene Ontology annotation, cellular component: cytosol; tRNA methyltransferase complex; nucleus.